This is a messenger RNA of Bradysia coprophila, 3909 nucleotides long. It is a transcript of the gene Mvl, whose product is annotated as solute carrier family member malvolio. The record is from RefSeq and is a predicted model, not a curated record. Lineage: Eukaryota; Metazoa; Arthropoda; Insecta; Diptera; Sciaridae. Gene Ontology annotation, cellular component: endosome membrane; plasma membrane. Gene Ontology annotation, biological process: iron ion transmembrane transport; manganese ion transport. Gene Ontology annotation, molecular function: manganese ion transmembrane transporter activity; cadmium ion transmembrane transporter activity; iron ion transmembrane transporter activity.
UCGUACACAGUCGUAGAAUCCAACAACUUGUUUUAUUCACCACUCCAAACCAUAUGAACAAUCUGUCAUUCGUGUUUCUGUCACAGCCGAAUGUGGACGUCUUGUUACGUUAUUAUUUAACCAGUUAAAAGAAUUUCUCGAAUCAAUGUGAAAAGAAUCGGUUUUUAGUCAACAUAAUUUACGUUCAAUGUUUGUCCACUAAGUGCCUUACAAAUUAACCGAAUUGAAAUCUAACAAAUUAAGUUUAGGAGUAACAGUGUCACCCAACAAUGGCUUCUAAUCAAGCAUUCGAAGCUGGCGAUGAUCCAACAGCUGUAACAAAUCGAACCGAACAACGCACACCAACAAAUGGAGAAAACGUUCCUAAUGAAUCAACCACAUUGGCAGGAGGUGCAAUUUCCACAUAUUUUGCCGAUGAAAAAGUUUUUAUUCCCGAUGUAGAUAAGCAAGGAUUUAGUUUCCGAAAAUUAUGGGCAUUCACCGGUCCUGGUUUCCUUAUGUCCAUAGCAUAUCUGGAUCCCGGUAACAUCGAAUCAGAUUUACAAAGUGGAGCUGUGGCCAAAUAUAAACUGUUAUGGGUGCUGCUGACGGCAACAAUAUUAGGUUUAGUUGUACAAAGAUUAGCGGCAAGACUGGGAGUAGUUACUGGACUACAUUUAGCUGAAAUGUGUUAUAGGCAAUACAAAAAAUUCCCACGAUUAGUUCUGUGGAUAAUGGUGGAAGUGGCCAUUAUCGGAUCGGAUAUGCAGGAAGUUAUCGGCACAGCCAUAGCAAUCUAUUUACUGUCGAACAAAGCUGUACCGCUGUGGGCCGGCACAUUAAUAACCAUUGUCGAUACAUUCACUUUUCUAUUUUUGGACAAGUACGGUCUCAGAAAAUUGGAAUUCUUCUUUGGUUUUCUAAUAACUGUCAUGGCAGUUACGUUCGGCUAUGAGUACAAUGUGUCUGCACCACCGCAAGGCGAGGUACUGAAGGGAAUGUUCUUCCCAUGGUGCACUGGUUGUCAGUCCAGAGAGUUAUUACAGGCCGUAGGCAUCGUUGGUGCUGUGAUCAUGCCACAUAAUUUGUACCUGCAUUCUGCAUUGGUUAAGUCUAGAGAUAUCGAUCGCCGCCAAAGUUCAAAAGUUCGUGACGCCAAUUUCUACUUCUUCGUCGAAGCUUGCAUCGCUUUGUUCAUCUCGUUCAUCAUAAAUGUGUUUGUCGUUGCCGUAUUCGCCCAUGGAUUAUAUGGCAAAACAAAUCAAGAGAUCACCGACUCGUGCGUUAAUCAAACCAUGUACGACGACGCUCUGUCACUGUUCGGACGAAAUACUAAGAUUGUCGAUGCUGAUCUGUACAAAGGUGGCAUAUUCCUUGGCUGCACGUUCGGCGCUGCAGCGAUGUACAUCUGGGCUGUGGGUAUCUUAGCGGCCGGUCAAAGUUCAACAAUGACCGGAACAUAUGCCGGACAAUUUGCGAUGGAAGGAUUCUUGAAUCUUCAGUGGGCUCGCUGGAAGCGAGUACUUUUCACCCGACUCAUCGCCAUUGUACCAACAUUCUGUGUGGCAUUUUUCAGCCAAAUCGAAGAUUUAACCGGAAUGAAUGACAUUCUGAAUGCCGUGAUGGCAUUACAAUUGCCGUUUGCCGUAAUUCCUACUAUUGCGUUUACGUCCAGCCACUUUAUCAUGGGCGAAUAUGUCAAUGGUAUUGGGAACAAAAUCGUUUCGUGCAUUCUAUGCGUGGUUGUCAUUGUGAUCAACAUAUUUUUUGUCACCGAUCAAGUGAUUGCCGCUGAUUUGCACUGGGGCUACAUGUUGCUUGUCGUGGUCUUUGCUGUCCUGUACAUAUUGUUCAACUUAUACCUCGUCAUACACAUGACCGCGUUUAUGGGUAACCAGAGAGUGUUAAACGCCAAUCUUGUCCAGAAGUACGUUCUACCAGAAGAUAAUUCGCUUCUAUUUGAUGAAAGCCAUAACAACUACGCAAGCUCAAUUGUGAUGGACGGUCCUGGUGUAAGGAGUUUUUCCAUUAACUAUAGACGUUCCAGCAUGUGAUGUUCAAGGAGUUAUAGAGAUGUUUGUAAAAAUUUACGUGUAAUAGAACUUAUUUUAUAAGAAAUAAUUUUUACGAAAUGAUAUGGAACUAACCGACGUGCGUCACCAUGAAAUGAAAUAUUUAAAAAGAAAAUGCCAGAAGAAGUUUGAAUUUAUAUUUUUUUAACUGAUAUCAGGUUAUUGAAUGAGUAAACUUACGUCCCAAACUCCUUUCAUAUUACAUGGUAAUACCAUCUCAAUUAGGGUGGAAUCCACCCGCUGGACUACUUACCUACUUUUAAAUUAAUUCAGAGUCACCAGCAAAUUCAAUCUAAAUGUUAGUUGAGUUGUUUGUUAGUCGGCAAGAAAUGGUCACGCCUAAUUGCUUUUUUGAGCUUGUUGAAUGCAAAAAAAAACUGAAUUUGAAUUUCAGAAGCUAUUUUGCGCAAGCCCCAGCCCCACCUACAACAGCUAUUUACAUGACUAGGGAUAAAAAGGUGAAAAGUAGAGUUUUUGUGUGAAGUUAGUUGAUCCAAGGCGAAGUCAAGGUCAAUAAGCGCACUAAAACGAGACUCUUCAUUUUUAUUCACAGUUAAUGGAUUUUACAUGCUAAGAGCGUCGAAAAUAGUGCUUCAAUUUAAUUUUUUUCAAUUUUCAUUUAUUUCCAAGAAAAAACUUCUUACAUUAAACACACAGCGUAGCUCCAGUAUGCGUUACAAUUCUAAGGAGCUACAACAGUAGCUUGAAAUAUGAAAAGUAUGGUUUUCGACACAUGCAGCAUGUAAAGUCCAUAACUUAACUCGGGAUAAGAGUAUGGUUUUCGUGCGUUCACUGACCUCCGUUGCGCCUCGGAAGAACAGAAUUUAUACGAAAAGUCUACUUUUCAUCUUUUUAUCCCUAGUUAUGUAAAAGACUCAUGAUAAAUCAGUGCCAUAAAAUCAUAUGUAAGCUUUAACGCUUUCUAAAUUAGCACAUGUUUGGUAGAAGUUUGACGAUGACACUCAACAUUCGAAGAAAUUUAAUAAAUCCUCACAAUCACAAUAUUUCUAAAUAAAAAAUCUCUAACAGCUCGGUAUAGUCCUACUCUAUCGAUUCAAUUCACACUGUAAGUUCGUUCUUGAAGGGAAUCUCAAAUUAACGCAAUGUUGAUGAGUCUGAUAGACUCAUAUAGACUGGAUUUAUUACCAGCUAGCAUCUAAAUUACGGUACAACAUACUACACUCAGCAACUGUUAUUUGCUCACCUUUGUAUGAACGUUCUUUACCUGUUAGUGGGGCAGACCACCGUUAUUUAAUAGGGUUAAAAUGUAAUUUUCGUUCAUUUAUUCAGACAUUGAAGUGCAUUUAUGAUGUGAGUGGAAACGUUCAGUAAAAAUAUUUGAAAAGUUUAACAAAAAUUGCUUUGCCUCAGCUUAUUUCUACGGAAGUAUCUUCUACACUGAUUCUUACUGAAUGUUUAAAAGAAAAACUACUAACCAGUAAAUUCUAACCGAAUUCUCAUUAUUCCGGGCUAUGUUAAUAAUAGAAUGUAGAAUAUGAACCUGUGUUCGAUUGUUUGUUUGUUUUUUUUUUGGCGAGCUGUAAGUUAUCCGAAGAUGUGAUACAUGUCAAAAUAAAAAUUUGAACAGAGUGUCGAUUCGAUGUAAAAUAAAACCCUCUUCGAUACAAGCUAAUAAUAAUAGAUAGUAGAUGUCUAUGGGAGAGGGAGAAACGAUGGAAGACCAUAAUCCAUCCCAUAGACACCAACGCUAUUUUACUCAAGAAAGCAAAACAAAUUUAGACAGCAUGAAAUAAAGAAUUAUUUAUCUCGAAAGGGAAAUGCCGAGUUGAGUAAAAUAAUUUACAAUUAAGAGGCCCAUAAAUAAUAAAACAAUAAUAGAGUUAAUGUCAACCGAAUU